UACACGGCAAUGUUUUCAGGAAUAUAGAAGCUAUGAGUGAAUCAGCUGAGAGCGCAUGUUUUGCCUUAAACAGUCUACCAGAACUUCCGUUCCGACGAAUCGUUAGCUUUUUGUCACCGGGUGACCUCCUUCGUCUCGCCUCAGUUUCACGUGAGUUGUUCGAGCUCAUCCGCCGCGAUGACUCGCUUUGGGUCGCCCAUCUCGAAGAAUAUGCGUUUGGCCGUUGGGACGAAGUACUCAAAGAUGUAUCUGUCCUUGACGGUGACCCCUAUAUUUCGGAUUGGUUUUCGCAUCAUUUUCGAAAACUUCAUCAUCACCGACAGAAAGCGUGGCGCGAACGUAACCCGGAGAAAAAAGAAGUGCGCUUUCCAAAGGGUAAAGUAGAUGAAACGUCCUCAAAGCGACGCAAGGAAUUGACCGACGAAGAGAAAAACGGUUCUUCCAGCGAUGAUUACGAAAACGCCUACGAAAGUUGGAUUCGCAUCCAUGACCCGUUGUUUACAAUUGAACGGACGAUUUUACAGGCAUCAUAUGAGCAAUACGAGGAUGACCCCUCGAAGCUGCCCGCUGGGGUGCUCAGGAGAAGAUAUGUUUACGAUAUCGGCCUAUACAAACGCAAGGUAGUACAUGUUUGCUUUCUAUUUAGAUUACCUUAUCUCCUUCUGAACCCGCUAAAUCUCGAGUAAAGUUUAUUGAGAGGUUUCCACACUGGCCUGUGGCCAAAUUAGAGCAAUAAUACUAAUAAUAAUAAUAAGUGAAGUUAAGUUACCAAGGUAAACUGAGAGUUCCACGUCGAUGUAUUGGAUAUUGAAGGAUGCUUGCUUGCAUCCCGCAGUUGAUGUACGGCAAUUGGUAACUGAUUACCGAAAUAUCAUUUGCUGUAUGAGACUGAUGGCAUCGUUUGCGCUUGAAAAUUAAUGGCCAGCAUCGUCGUGCGAUUACAUCGUAGAUUUUAGACCCAACCUAAGUCAGCCACGACGCCGCUGUAUAUUAAACACUUCUUUAUUAGUGUUUGUGCGCUCUGGGCGCAAAAUGCUACACGGAGAGGAAAUAUCUGGACCUACCCUCUUAGUUUCAGUUGGUACGUGUCUGGCAAAUAGUUUCCUAAUGAGGUUCCCUCGCUACGACUAUAUCCUAAUCUUGGCCAAAAAGUUGGCUAAGCAAAGUUCCUAGCGGAUUGGGACGUUCCCAAUUCCCACGUAAUUACAGUGAGUUUUAUACCAACACUAUUAGCUGUGCAAACAUUUUUCGCUUGUCGUAAUAAAAGGGAAGUAGUAAUAGCUCUUUUUUUUUUAAAUCUUGCUUUAAAUUGAUUUCUUCAUUUAGAAUCCUACAAUCAACUUUCGUAAUAACUUGACCCAAGGCGUAAUCGACAAGUUAACGGAGCUUGGUCAAGGCCGAGAACGGGAUCUACUUUGUAGAAAACACCGGUUUUUGCAGACAAAUUACGUCACCGUCCAGCGGUUGAAUCCAGAGUUGGAAGCGGACCCAGGCGACCCUACGUCAUGUUUGGACAUACAUUUUCCUGUAAUGAAUGGAAUUCCUAUGGCACCAUUGUUCAGUUGCAGAGUCAGCCAAGUACGUAUACCAAUCAAGACAUCUCACCACUAACAGUUGUACCGUAACCUUGAUCGUAUAGGUCGCUCAUAGUUGAGGAAGAACUUAGACACAAAACAUAUGGUCUUUAUAUAAUAGUGCUUUCCAUUUCAUCAUGACUACCUUUCAUGCAGGUUGGGACUACGAGCCUUUCGUCAGUCUGCGGUGUGACGGGUGCCCAUGCUCUUCGAUUACAGCUGUAUGUCGAGGCCAACUUUGAUGCACACUUUCGAAAUUAUCGUAAAGACAUAGCCGCAGAGACUAGGCAAAUUGACGAUGGAGGGGGUCGGCUGCUUCGUCGUUUCUGCAACGAGAUGGAACUUUUUGAAGCUGAGGCAGUUUAUCGUAGGUGCCCCAAAAACCUUCAGACACUGAAAAAGAAAACUCCGCUCGAGCCAUUACUGUUUGAUGCUGACUGCUUACUUGAAGGCGGAAAAUCCAAUUCUGAAGCUGUGGGAAACCUUGUCAAGUUGAUUCCCUUUAGCAGCCAUAGGAAUGGUAGAUGGAGGAGAAUGUGGCGUAGUUGGCUUUUGGAGGAUCCCACCGUCGAUCGUUUCGUCGCAAUCUCCAGAUGGAAAAUUCGUCAACGACUCAACCGAAUGGUAGGCAACGGUCUUGACAAAUACGCGCAUGAAAACUAUAUUAUUGUCGUUCGAUAAAUGGCCAAACAGAUUUGUCAUCACUACGGUUUACCACCAUCGAUAAUCGCUCAUGUCGUCAUUAUUGAUCACAGUAAACUUUUCGAUAUUCUAAGCACUAGAUAAAAGAAGGAAAGCUACCCUCUUCCAACGUAAAUGUAGACAUUGUUUUUAUUAUCGCUAUCGC
Messenger RNA from Varroa destructor (honeybee mite), 2421 nucleotides. RefSeq lists its product as uncharacterized. Lineage: Eukaryota; Metazoa; Arthropoda; Arachnida; Mesostigmata; Varroidae. Gene Ontology annotation, molecular function: protein binding. The record is from RefSeq and is a predicted model, not a curated record.